CUCCCCUCAGCCCCGGAUCCCCGCCAAUGAAAACGCACAAAAGCGUAAAGGAGAGAGAGGGAGAGGCAGGACUCCGCUACAUACAAAGACUGAGCCAAAUCCUACACAAACAGCCACAACACAAGUUGGGGAGAACAGAAAGGCGGUCACAUUUCCUACUCACCUGCAACGUGAUUGAUGUGGGUGUUUGUAUCAGUGGGUGUGCAGCUUGUGUCAUGUCUGACAGUGUGUUCAAGGAUAUGCUGACUCCACUUUCUUGGAAUUCUUGAGAAUAGUUUAAUCUUCGCUCGUGCAACAUCACGCGCGUUUGAGCCGAGGUGCAGUGCUCAGAGCGCAGAAGGUAUCCAGGUAUCACUGGGGGAGACCAGCCAGACUAAUUCACAUCUCUCGGAGAAGAGUUGUCGUUUACUGAAAUACCUACAGAGUGCAAAAGAAAAACAACUUUACGAGCACUGGACACUUUUCGAUCAAUGCUUCCCAUUGCUGCGCUCUAUGGAGCAGGUGUUUUUCGCAAAACUCUUUCUUGACUUUAUUGCCCGUCUUCAAAAGACUUUUGCUCCAGCCUAGUGACGAGACAGACGUUCACAGACGUCUGCCAUCAAGUUUGAUCGGAGAUUUAAUCAUCAACAAGACAGAAAUGGAUAACAGCCCCGGUGGUGGAGGAGUAAUCCUGUAUGCCGGCUCCUCUGGCAGCGCCAGUCCGAGCCCUGGCAGCCCUUCCAGCGGAUACCAAACACAAUCACCUUCUUCACACUCCCAGCCCUCAUCUCCAGAGGAGGUUACCUUCACAGAGAUUGGGGCCUUGAAACAGAGGGCAUCUGGGUGCAACACUCCAUCCUCCAAACUGGUGUUCCAGUUUCCUGAAGUCUAUAGUGGUCCCUCAACACCAGCAGCUACUCCACAGCAUUCCUAUGCACACCCUAUUGCAGGGAAAAGGCCAUGCGGGUUCCCAGGAACUUUCACCAAGACGGGUGGAAUGGUCUUGCUUUGCAAAGUCUGUGGUGACAUUGCAUCUGGUUUCCACUAUGGAGUGCAUGCAUGUGAGGGAUGCAAGGGUUUUUUCCGCCGCAGCAUCCAGCAGAACAUCAACUACAAGAUGUGUGUGAAGAAUGAGAACUGUCUGAUCAUGCGCAUGAAUCGGAACCGGUGCCAGCACUGCCGUUUCAAGAAAUGCCUCUCUGUUGGCAUGUCAAGAGAUGCGGUGCGUUUUGGGCGUAUCCCUAAGAGAGAGAAACAGCGACUUCUGGAUGAGAUGCAGAGCUACAUGAACAGCCUAAAUGAGUCGGCCGCCAUGGACAUGGACUCCUCCUCAGUGAGGGAAAGUCCUACCAGCACAGAUGACAGCACCUCAAAAGAGGCCAUCGGAACCAUUUCCAGAGCCUAUCGUGACAUCUUUACCAGCAACAGCAGCAACCAGGAGAGAGCAUCCAAGGGGGGCAACAUCAUCUCCAACAAUAACACAUCUCCCUUUUCUCAGGAUGGCAAUUUUCCUCAAGUCUCAUCUCAGCCCACCUCAGCCCAGAGUUAUCAGUCUUGCCCAGUUACCCCUGCCAAUCUAUGCCCAGUUUCCUCCAAUGACAACCAACCUGCAUUUAACAAUUUGGACAACAAUCGCUAUUCCUAUUUAGUGUCAUCAAAUCAGAAUCAAAACCAGGCAAAUACUACAACACCUCAAAGGGGAGGCUCUGCCAAUCACGACAGCUUCCACACUGGAGGCAAUACCCAAAAUCAGCCCUCCUGCCCAUGGAAGGUAGCUUCAGGAGCUAAAAUUCUGGCUUGUCCUCUCAAUGCGUGCCCUGUAUCAGGGGCAGAGCGCACAAGUCAGGAAAUAUGGGAGUCUUUCUCUCAGUGCUUCACCCCUGCUGUCAAGGAGGUUGUAGAGUUUGCUAAAGGCAUCCCGGGGUUUCAAGAGCUUAGCCAGCAAGACCAGGUCAUGCUGCUAAAAUCAGGCACCUUCCAGGUUCUGAUGGUGCGGUUCUGUACCUUGUUCAAUGCUGAGGAGCGUACAGUGACCUUCUUGAAUGGCCAAACUUAUCCCCUGUCCACUUUGCGGGCGUUGGGCAUGAGCUCUCUGCUGGAUGCAAUGUUUGAAUUCAGUGAGAAGUUGGGUUCUCUGGGGCUAGAGCCUGAUGAAAUGGCCCUCUUCAUGGCUGUGGUGCUGGUCUCUGCAGACCGUUCUGGCAUUUCGGACAUGCGGGCCGUGGAGCAGCUACAGGAGGGUCUGAUCCGCGCCCUGCGUUCACUGAUCACUCGUCGUCGUCCAGACGAUACCACCCUCUUCUCCAAGCUGCUCCUGCGCCUGCCAGACCUCCGCACUCUCAACAACCUGCACUCCGACAAACUGUUGGCCUUUCGCAUUGACCCUUAAGAAGGCCUCUCUUUUACAGAGUGCACAGGAAAAAACUGUUUUGCACAGAAACACACAGUAUAUAUAUAUAUAUAUAUACAUAUGCACACACACAGAUAUUAUCUUCCAGGGGCAGGACUUCCUUCAAUAUUGAGGAACAAGGAAUUGUGCAAUCUCAUGAGUGCUUUUUUUGAAAAGGAUAAAUGAGGGCUACAGACAUAUUUUUGGCUCGCUGUUGAUCUUGUUAAAAAUAAAUAAAAAUACUUAUGUACACUCAUAAACCUCAACACCUUUUGAGAGACAUUGGUCAGUUACAAAAAAAUCAUUGUGUAGAAUUACUAGUACCAUUUUGGAAAAAUCAUUUGUGCACUUGCUCAUUAUAUCCUGUAUACUUAAGAAUAAAAGCCAGUUCGCUUCUGUUUAUUCCAUGAGUCAUACAGUAUUAUCAGAUCCUCACUAAGCAGCAGCUAAAAGAUGAAUAUUGUAUAUGAAAAAGUUUUACUUAGGGGCCACUGGUGAUGACUGACCAUGUCUCAGUUUGUGUUUAAGAGAAAGGGAAUCUGUAUAUAAUAUAUGACCCAAUCUGGCAAAAUGAGUUGGAAGUUGCAGGGGCUAAUUCUUAGCCAAAUAACAUAUGAAUCAGUGCUGUAUUGCAGGUCAUUACAGGAUGUUCUUAGCAACAAGGGAGAGAUCGAUUACAUGUUUUGAGCGCUAUUAUCGGCUACUAGUGAUGUCAUCUUAAUAUUACUUUGCAUAAAUCUAAUAUGCAAGUGAUACCUGAAAUCUUAAGGUAACUGUGUGUCACCAUUUUACAAACGUACUACCUGCAUCAGUACUGAAAUGGGAUCCUUAUUUUAACCUGUACAUGACAGGAUACAAUCGGUUUCUUUCUAAGUUUUGACUGACCUUCUAGAAAACAUUUGGUUCACCUUGAGUUUAAAUACGCCAACAUCAUAAAUCAAAAAAUGUAAUGUCUGUCACUGUAUCGUAUCACAUCUGGACUGAUGGAGAUGCUCCAUGCACAUUCGGUUUUGUAGUUCCUGUGUUUAUUUUAUUUUUUUUGUUUUUGCUGUAAAUAUUAUGUUACCCCAAAUGUUGAUGUAUCAAUUAAUGAACCGAUAUGAUGGAUCAGACAUGAGUUUGGUGUAAAGAAGAAGAAUGUAAUGACCUUCCUGUAUUUGGUGGGAAUCUGGCUAUGCCAAGGGAGCUUUGCUCAGGAGAAAGUGUAGUAGGGAUUCUCAGAAGGCUUAGACACUCUUCCUGCUAUUAGAUGACGUAACAAACCAGCAUAAUCCCUGAAAUCACCAGCACUCACUCCACGUGCACCCUUCCUCUGGCCCCAAUGUUUGUCAUACAAACACAAGAGAUUUUGUUUUUUUUUUGGGGUGGUGGGAGUUGAGAGAUCUAAUAUGAUUGGUCCUCUCACUGUUAACUUGUUUGAUUAUGGCUGAUUGAGCACAUCUUGUACAUUUUGUACAUUUUUUUCUUCCUAAAUAGAAAUGAUAAAAUGAUAUAAA
Archocentrus centrarchus (flier cichlid) is the source of this 3864-nucleotide messenger RNA. RefSeq names its product nuclear receptor subfamily 1, group D, member 4a (gene nr1d4a). The transcript has 8 exons. The record is from RefSeq and is a predicted model, not a curated record. Gene Ontology annotation, molecular function: zinc ion binding; nuclear receptor activity; RNA polymerase II cis-regulatory region sequence-specific DNA binding. The coding region runs from base 638 to 2368 and encodes 576 amino acids. Gene Ontology annotation, biological process: cell differentiation; hormone-mediated signaling pathway; negative regulation of transcription by RNA polymerase II. NCBI's taxonomy places the organism in Eukaryota, Metazoa, Chordata, Actinopteri, Cichliformes, Cichlidae.